Molecule: messenger RNA, 785 nt
Organism: Rhodofomes roseus
Lineage: Eukaryota; Fungi; Basidiomycota; Agaricomycetes; Polyporales; Fomitopsidaceae
Exons: 2
Coding region: 25-471 (148 amino acids)
Biological process (GO): transcription initiation at RNA polymerase II promoter
Source: RefSeq, a predicted model, not a curated record
CCGCCCUCCUCGUCUCCGACCACCAUGGCUGCGCUCGCCAGGGACGCCGCCGCAUUCAAGUCUGCCCUCCACAGGCAGGACUACUCCUCCUGGCACGCCCAGCCAGAACCCGCACCGCCCGCCCCGGCCGCGCCUCCUCCCGUAGAGUCUUCUGAGCCGCCGCACAAGAAGAAGAAGCGGCCAAAGUCCAAUGUCGUCUACUCGCAGCCCGCCGACACGGGCACGGGCACGAACGUCAACACGCAGCUCGUGUACCUCGUGAACCACCUCAAGUCGAACGGCAACCCCAUGCGGCUGCAGGACCUGGCCAUCAUCACGAACAUCCCCGUCGACACACACCCGGCGCUCCUGGAGAAGUUCCGCGCGCACGACCGCGUCGUGCAUGACCCACGGACAGACUUGUACUCCUACCGGGUGCGUAUGCUCGGCUUCCUCGCCCUUACUGACCCUUAUCCGGAGCCGCCAGCAUGACUUCAACGUGCGGAAUAAAGCGGCGCUCCUCACAGAGAUCCAGCGACAAACACGCAAGGGCGGCGGGCUGUCCAUCCGCACACUCAAAGAGAGCUGGAAGGAGGCGCCACAGGCGGUCGAGGAGCUCGAGAAGGAGGGCGAGGUGUAUGUCACACGGACGUUGAAGGACGGGCAGAUGCGGAUGGUCUUCUGGAACGAGAUGAAGCCUGACGAGGAGAGCGGGGGUCUUUCGGUCGAGAAAGGUGCGUAUACACGUCUAUCCACUUGGGAUCGCAGUUGACCUCUCCGCGCAGAGUUCAACGACCUCUGGCACU